This is a messenger RNA of Varroa destructor (honeybee mite), 5709 nucleotides long. RefSeq names its product Thyroid adenoma-associated protein homolog (gene THADA). Gene Ontology annotation, molecular function: histone binding. Lineage: Eukaryota; Metazoa; Arthropoda; Arachnida; Mesostigmata; Varroidae. The record is from RefSeq and is a predicted model, not a curated record. Gene Ontology annotation, biological process: tRNA methylation. Gene Ontology annotation, cellular component: cytosol.
GCCUAAACAGUGUUUAGGAAUAAGGUUACUUUUACAUGUUUACAACUCUGUUGCCCAUCAUAGAAAGUCUUUGCAGAAUAGUGACAAUAUUGUAUUAAAUUAAUAUAAUGUUUAUGAACGUUUUGCACCUCACUUUGUCAUGUAAAUAAGAUCCACGUGCGGAUCCAUCAGCCGGUGCGUGUUCACAAUUUUCUCUUUUCGGUUACGCCAAAAAUUGUUCGUCUGACAAGUGAUUAAUUGUCAGGUCGUUGUUGAAAAAAAUAUAAUGCAAUUUCGGGCAAUAGAUCGAUAUAGAUAUUAACUUAAUAAACUGUACGCAUAGCAUAUGGCCGAUUGAACAAGCUUUACCUGAACACAAGUGUUUACUAUAGCACGGGUUAUCAGGUAAUUAUAUUUUUGUGUUAACAAUGAAAGAACGAAAAAAAGUCAUCGCUUCCGCUUUGAGGUUGCCUGCAGAUGAUCCAUAUAAUGCAAGUAUUGGUGUUCAACAUGAAGCUUUUUUUUCGUGCGAGAGAAUUUCACAACAGGUGGCAACUUUGCAGAACAUAUUGAGGAACAAGUCCGAACUGCCUAGCAAUGUUCUUUUGCCAUUUCUGAGCACAGUCUACUUGGCCGCCGACCCGCCGCAAGCCGCUGCACUACGGAGAAUUUGUUACGGAGCGCUUCGCGAAUUUCCGCUCAUCGACGUCUCCUCAGCACUUCACAAUCGGCUAAUGGUGCUCAUGGAACGUGCCGGUACAGCCCAAGACGUGAAUCCCUGCAGUCAGCUCGACGAGUUAUCGCUCUUAGCUGUAUGGCAUCCCCAUGGACUGCAGACGCUGCGUAUUGACCUAUCCCGCGUGCUCAUUUAUCUGGCCGCCGCUUUGAAAUAUAUAAAAAUUCUAUCGCGACGUGGAAGCCAAGAGCGCGAGCGCGGAUUUAAUUAUGCCUCUAAAGUAGCUCGAUGCGCAGCGGCCCUGUCCAAAGGGGGUGUUUCAAACGAGAAAGAUAGAGAUGUCUUGCGUCAGAUUUGUACAGGAAUUAAGGAGCUUCUUAUUGACGAAUCUACUAUGUUGUCCUGUCGCCUAGCUUGUGGAGUUAGCCUUCCUGAAUUGAUUAGAGCCACCAGUUCUUCAGAAGAUUCCAGUGGCGAACCUCGUGAGGUGUAUGUUGCUCAUAGUGAUGAGCUACUGGCAGUUCCCUUAGCACAUGUGUGUUUCAUCUCUGGAAUGAUCAAUAUUACGCCAAUUGAUAACGUAAAUGACUUGAGAAUUUACGAAGAGCUGCUUUCCGACCUGGAUCGCCUUGGAAACCGCCAAGAGUUACAACAAGAGGCUCCAUUUGCGCUGACUUGUGUACGCACAGUUUUACAGUGGACUGAGAAGCUCUGUAAAGAUGGCAGGGGUUCUUCACGGGAAGUGUUCGAGCGGCGAUUCGAGGACUUACUGAGAAUUGCUUUUUCAAAUAUUGAGCACUUCGUGGACGCCGUGCAGCAUCAGGGAAAAGCGUUAUUCAAAGUAACCGUAGAGAAUAUGGUGAAAAAUCCUGAUCCGAAGCAUAUAGAGUCGCUAAAAAGAACAUUCAUUCAACUCCUCAGUGAACCGCAUUACAGAAAAGCGAAAUAUGCUCCCUUACAAAUAAUCGCAAAGCAUAUCAAGGUUCACAAUAUAAUCAAUGCAACAGCCGUACUAGAAGUGUACCAGACCCUGCAGGAGAAAAAUAUGCUACCUUACGUGGAAGACUUUAUUCGGGAUGUGGGCGGUAAAUGUUUGUUAGAAGAUCCUCAAAGCUGGAAUGCUGUUUGGGUGGAACCGUUUUUCACCAUUUUCGACAGUAACCAAUGUUCCGCAACGGUCAAGAACCUUUUACCGGGACUUCUUCGACUUCAACCGGCUCUAGCUGACGAGAUUCUUUCUCGUAGCAAUAAUCAGCGCUACCUGCUAUUGGCCCUCGAGGCACUUUCUCCAGAUAAACUGUUCGAAUGUCCACGGAACCUCGAGAAUGCGCAGUGGCCAACGGAUGAAAGCGUGCGCCAUAGCCUUCUUCGACUGUUGACGGAAUGCCCUAAGUCUUGUGAACCCAUCGAUCCGAGGGCAAUCCCACAUCUCAAAACCUUCCUUGAGUUGAAUAUAUCAACUCAGAGUCAAGCUCUCCGUCAAGCAAUGUUUUCGUCUUUUAAGAAGCUUUUACAACGUGCCGCGGACAGUAAUAUAUAUUGGCGAAAACCUGGAAAGAAACACGAAGUUUAUGGAGAAAAAGGCAUCGAAGAUGUACUGAGGCAAGGAGAGGAGCUGGUCACCCAUUUUUGGCUUUUCUGCCUCUCUCAACUUCAUCCUGGUUGUAGCUUUUUCACUCGUUCGACGGCCCUGAUGCUGCUGGAAUUAAUGGCCCCACUUGCACGGAACGAUCAAUGGACUCAGACGAAGGCACAUACGCUACUCUACUGGCUUAAGGACACUUAUGAGAGAAAUAAGACAGCUGUGGUACACAUUCUCCUUACGGGACCACGGCACCUUUUGCCUUUCGCGAAUUCUGAAAAGGUACUUAACGAGUGGCUUGAACAUAGCGUUAUAUUAACGCGGUCCGCAAGGCCCCCGGACGGAGUUACAGCUUCAUACAUACUUCGCGUACUUGCCAAGACAAGUAGGGAACAGAUAAUACAAGGAAGUACUGCUUCCCCUGAAGAUCAAGUAUUCUUGCGGUUAUUUGCGGCAAUUCUACCCGAACUUCGCAAUCAAGUUCAAGUAGCACUGAAUCAAGGGCUUUUGGAGGCAUCAUCGUCUGCUCCGAUGUACAGUGCUCUACUCUGUGUGCGCACUUUGUUCAAUGAGGCAUUUUCUUGUUCUCUGAAUCUAGCGCACAUUGAGGAGUAUCGAGUGAUCCUCCAGGAAAUUCUAGAUCUUUCGUAUAAAAUAACUUCUGUGGCAUCACCGCUGGUCACCCAUCCAAGCCCUGAGGGUCGUGUUGAUUUCAACGAACACCCCGAGAUCGUCGAGCAAUUUAAGGCUGCUCUCAAUAGAGGAUUUGGAAAACGACUUCAUAAUGCGGAUGCGGUGAAGACAUGGGCAGUGGCUGCACAGAUGAUGCUGCUUUGCAGUUGGAGGUCGCAUCGUGAAAUCUCUCUUUGCUUUGGCGAUAUUGCCUCACACCUGGGAAAAGUUACCGCUUUAAAAAUUCUACCCGAAGAGGAAUUCGUAAAGAUGGGAGUCUAUUUUAUGAACGAGUUGUGUCGUGUACGACAUCGCGGUGCUUUUGAGCAGGCAUCGAUGGGUUUUUCGCGAUUAUGUUACUCUUUAUGGCGACAUCCAGACGAACGGCUUCGGCGUCUUCCUGAAGAAUGGCUUGAUGAGCUAAUGUCCCGUGUAGCCAGUGGAGAAGUUUCAGCUACGAGACGUAGCGCAGGAUUGCCCUUCAUCGUGCAGUCUAUUGUGGUCACGGAGCCUGAAGUUAACGCCAAUGGCGGAUUGAGACGUGCUAUGACAGGACUGCUACCCUUGGCAGCUGGCGAAGACGAGAAAGCUCGGGUCCACGCACUCAACGUUCUUCGGGCGCUCUACAGAGAUACCCAGUUGGGAGAAAGCGUCAUGGGUUACGUGAGCUCCGGACUAUGUUCAGCUUUGCGAGGUUUCUCUCAUCCCGCGUGGCAUGUUCGCAACGCGAGCACUCUGCUUUUCUCGUCGUUAAUGACGAGAAUCUUUGGAGUAAACAGAUCACGCCAAGAUAUCGAGCGUAAAAAUUGCCUUACCGGAAAUGUUUUUUUUCAGCGUUUCCCAGAGCUUUUACCGUUUCUUCUUGAAAGAAUUGCUGAACUUCUAAAGCAUAUCGAGGGCCACACGGGUCUGUAUCCCAUUCUACUCCUGUUAGAAAGGCUUAUACCGUCGCUAACAGACUCCAAGUUAGGCGCCUUUAUGCCUCUUCUAGAUGUCUGCGCGGGUUCUUCGCUUCAUGGCAUCCGUGUCGCCAGCUCGAAGGCUUAUGCCUCGUUGCUUCCGGCUGAGUCCCGUCUGCAGGUUCUGAUACAAAAAAUGCGGAUGCUGGCAGCCGGCGAAGGAAAAAUUGGUGAAAACCGGCUUCACGGAACCCUGCUGCAGAUUCGCGCGGUGCUUACAAUGUCGGAAAUGUCGAGCGAACUGACGCAGGCCUUGAGCGGCCCACUGAUGGAAGGUGCAUGGAUCGCGGCCCCUCAUUAUGGCCUUGCAGCUGCCGAAUACAUACGUUUACUGACAUCUUGCAGCUCAAAUGUCGAUAAGGUAUAUAUUUUAUACAUUUUUUUAUUUCGCUAUAAUAUGUUGUUGUUCACAUACGUUUUUUACAAAACACGUUUGAUCCAACGCGCACGAAAUGCAUUCAGUCUUCUGUCACUGGUCUGCAGGCAGUAUAAUUUUCUUUCCCUUGCGCAACGCCACAGUUUUGACGUGCAAAACAAUGCAUGUCAUUUAGGAAUCCAAGCACAGUUAGGAUCUGACACGCACGUCAGCGUACACUUUGAAGAAUCAUAUAGCACACACGACUUGAAUUGGCUUUUAAGAUACACACGAUUACGCAACAUGGUCUUUCAGGUAUUAGAAAUUGUUCCUAAGGCGGACCUCAUCAUUCCGGGCGGUGACCAGUUUCAAGCCGCCCUCAUAAAGUACAAGCUAACAUGCGGAGUGCCGGUUGACGCUCGUACUGACAGCGAAAAAGCGGCCGCCUUUGAAUUUUGUUUGGAACAUGGUUCUGUAUCGUCCGCCAUCGAACUUAUGAAUCAAGUUAUUCAGUCCCCUGACAAAGAACAUCCCGAUGUUCAGCGAAUGGCAUACGAGCUGGCUACAUUGAAUGCGGGUAAGCUUGAUAGGUUGGAAACUCGUGUGCUCAUAUUGCUUGAUCGACUUUCUGUAUUGACUCACCCUUCCGUAGCUGUGGCCUUGUUUGGGCUUGUAAGCGCAUUUGUGCCUCGUCUCAAAGGUAAUUUUUUGCGUGGGGUCAUAGACGCGUUACGCAAGUACUCAGCCCCUAAUCAAGAUCCGGACAUGAGACGGGUUGCCGCGGAUCUCGCUUACAACCUGCUUAAAGCUCAUGGUGAGGAAGUGUUCGUGAGAAACGCCGCGAGUCACAUAUGCUUAACCCAGGCUCUUGUUAACCUCGUAUUGGACAACGACGUCUACAUAAGAGACCGUAUCAUCGAUGGUGUGGCGACGAUCAAUGCGGAUUUAUUAUGUCGGCUAACCCCCCUAGAAGCUGUACUAGCUAUAUGUUCAAAGACAACAGCUAAUCCUCAGGCAUUUGGCCAAUUCCUUGUCGAGCUCGCCUCAGUAGAUGAUGACAGAAUACCUGCCUUGGACAACUCUCAAGAUCAGGACUCAAUAGACGGAAACAUUGAUGAACAACCAUUUGAAAAAGGUGAACUAAAUACAUUCUAUGAUACGCUUGUCAUCGCAGAGUCAUGUCGACGGACACUUGAAGAACUUCGGCCUCGAUUAGUAGGAGAUCUCAAUAUGCCAACACUGACGCCAGAACAGAGCGCCACUAUUGAUAAACUAGAGACGCAGGUCCUUCAAACAACCGAUUACGAACUUGCAAGUAACCGGCAACUGGACCGCGGGCUGGUGUUACUCGGACAGAAGCUCACGGCACAAUCUAUGGUUGUGGGCAGAUUACAGAUUUGUGAAAGGCCUUUGAUAAAUAAUAUGUAUUUUUCUCGUUUUGCUAAAUUCAACAAUUGCACUGAUUGCACGUAGAAUGAUUGUUACC